CCCAAAGGUCCGCAGUCUCUGGUCAUCCCCCUGUACUGUCUGCAGUCUCUGGUCAUCCCCUGUACUGCCUGCAGUCUCUGGUCAUCCCCUGUACUGCCUGCAGUCUCUGGUCAUCCUCUGUACUGCCUGCAGUCUCUGGUCAUCCCCUGUACUGCCUGCAGUCUCUGGUCAUCCCCUGUACUGCCUGCAGUCUCUGGUCAUCCCCUGUACUGUCUGCAGUCUCUGGUCAUCUCCUGUACUAUGUCCGCAGUCCCUGGCAUAUUCCCUGUAUUUCACGUCUAUGGUAGUGAGCGCUAUAAAACCACAGCUUGGGGUUCCCCAGGAGGCUGCAAGCUAACUUGUGACACUGUACUGUGUCCGCAGACUCUGGUGAUCUCCUGUACUGUGUCCGCAGUCUCUGGUCAUCUCCUGUACUGUGUCCGCAGUCUCUGGUCAUCUCCUGUACUGUGUCCGCAGUCUCUGGUCAUCUCCUGUACUGUGUCUGCAGUCUCUGGUCAUCUCCUGUACUGUGUCUGCAGUCUCUGGUCAUCUCCU
This is a messenger RNA of Staurois parvus, 534 nucleotides long. The record is from the annotation of a GenBank genome assembly. Lineage: Eukaryota; Metazoa; Chordata; Amphibia; Anura; Ranidae.